This is a messenger RNA of Cuscuta epithymum, 1450 nucleotides long. The record is from the annotation of a GenBank genome assembly. Lineage: Eukaryota; Viridiplantae; Streptophyta; Magnoliopsida; Solanales; Convolvulaceae.
AGGGUAUUAAAAAUGGGUUUGGGGAGGGAAGGGGUUAAGUUUGGAGGAAUUUUAGACAGCCAAAAAUUAAAUGGAAAAGAAAAGAAAAAGGGGAGUGGGGGCAUACCUGUUGUGCGCAGACGGGAGCAGAAGGCUUGCCAGGGGAAUUAUUUGCCUCGCUGACAUCAUGUUGAUGUCAGCAUGAGGCACCAUGCACUACCAACGGCUCAAUUGUUUGUAUAAAAAAAUAUUUGGUAGAUCCAACUGUUGUGAUGAACUUGACACUGUUUGAACGGGACAAAAAAUGAUCCAACGGCUGAAAUUUAAAUCCAACGGUUGAAAUAAUUUAUUUUAUUUUUCUAUUAUUUUUAAUUGAUAUUUUGCUCGAAAAUCCUAUAUAAACACCUCAUUCCUUCUUAUUUUAAUCAAACAUCUUCCAUAUCUCUCAUUCUUCAUCAUAUUUUUUCACUACAAUUUUGUUAUGUCUUCCUCAAAAAGGGGUGUUAAUUGGAAUGCUAAAGAGGAUGUUGUUCUAUGUAAUGCUUGGGUCACCAUAUCUGAAGAUGGUGCCAUUGGAAUAAAUCAACCGGGGGAGACUUUCUGGGGCCGAAUUCACGAGAUAUUUUCGGCACAAAGUCAAAUUCCUCGAACUCGAGAUGCAAUUGAGUCUCGUUUCAAGAUCAUCAAUAAUCAAUGUUCUCAAUGGAAAGGUUGUGUGCGGAAAGCGAACGCAACUCCGAGGAGUGGGUCAAACCUAGACGAUUUGAACUUUCAAGCCAAAGACAUUUUCAUGAAUGAUAACAAUGGCAAGACAUUCAAAUUUGAGCAUGCGUGGCGUGUCCUCCAAGUGUGUCCGAAGUGGUACCAACAAUACGAAGCUCCGGUAUCCUUCUCCCGGCCAAUAUCGUCUCCACAAUCGCACGAUUCGCCCACACUCGGAGGUAGUGCUAGCUCUCCCUCGGAUGGAGAGCCACUUCAACGUCCCGAAGGCCGGGACAAGCAAAAGGCCAAAAGAAGUGGAAAGGCAAAGGUGUCUAAGUUAGAUCCAAUGAUGACGCAAUGUUUACAAGAAAUGAUUGAGCAAGGCAGAGAACAAGCUUCAAGAAGAGCUAAGCGUGAUGAGCUUCAACACAAAGCCGUAGAGUCGGAGAUUACCAGAAACCAGUAUGACUUACUAGCUGCGGACCUUUCAAAGUUUUCACCGAGGAAGCAAAGGUGGAUUAAGCAAAAACAAGAUGAAAUAAUGGGGUAUUCUCAAAAUUCCUCAAGUGAUGUUCCCGACACUCCUGCAGAAGAAGUGUACCGUCCCCACUUUGAUUUCUAGUUAUUAUGUUUUGUUGUUUUUAUUUUGUAUUGUGUUGUAAGUUGAAUUUCACAUAUGUUUCACUUUUAAAUUCCAUGUUUUGUUAUUUUAAUUUAUUCAAUGUGUUAUUAUUUUAAUUAUGUGUGCUUAUUUAAUGUUCACGUUUAU